AUGCUUCGGGUGAUAGUGGAAUCUGCCAGCAAUAUCCCUAAAACGAAAUUUGGGAAACCGGAUCCCAUCGUUUCUGUGGUUUUUAAGGAGAAAACAGAGACUGUGGUUUGGAAUGAAAUUAAUUUCGUGGAGAGGUAUGGGCGAAGGCCCCAAGGCUCUCUGACAAUCCUGGUGUGGAGUGAGGAGGCGAAGCCACAGGAAAGGUUAAUUGGCACGGCCACUGUAGCCCUGAAGGACCUGAUUGGUGACCAGAGCAGAUCGCUGCCAUACAAACUCAUCCCCCUGCUAAACGAAAAGGGGCAAGAUACUGGGGCCACCAUUGACUUGGUGAUUGGCUAUGAUCCGCCUUCCGCUCCACAUCCAAAUGACCCCAGUGGGACCAGCAUGUCAGUCACGGAAGGAGACGAGGAGGAAGAUGGAGGUGAUGAAGACAGGUUGGAUGGUGCAGCCAGGGGCCCUGGGCCCAGGGGGGCAGUUGGGAUGGUGUCAGAGACCCACCUUGCCCGGAGGCUCACGAAAGGAAAGAAGAGUCGGCGGAUGCUGUCCAACAAGCCUCAGGACUUCCAGAUCCGUGUCCGAGUGAUUGAGGGCCGCCAGUUAAGUGGCAACAACAUCAGGCCUGUGGUCAAGGUCCAUGUCUGUGGCCAGACACACCGAACAAGGAUCAAGAGAGGGAACAACCCAUUUUAUGAUGAGUUAUUUUUCUACAACAUCCACAUGACCCCUUCUGAACUGAUGGAUGAAAUCAUCAGCAUUCGGGUUUAUAAUUCCCAUUCUUUGCGGGCAGAUUGUCUGAUGGGGGAAUUUAAGAUUGAUGUUGGAUUCAUUUAUGAUGAACCUGGUCAUGCUGUCAUGAGAAAAUGGCUUCUCCUCAAUGCCCCUGAAGAUGCCAGCUCGGGUGCUAAAGGUUACAUGAAAGUCAGCAUGUUCAUCCUGGGAACCGGAGAUGAGCCUCCUACUGAGAAGCGAGACCGUGAUGAUAGCGAUGACGUGGAGAGUAAUCUGUUACUCCCUGCUGGCAUCACCCUCCGGUGGGUGACCUUCUUGCUUAAAAUCUACCGAGCAGAGGACAUCCCCCAGAUGGAUGAUGCCUUCUCACAGACGGUAAAGGAAAUAUUUGGAGGCAAUGCAGAUAAAAAAAACCUAGUGGAUCCUUUUGUAGAAGUUUCCUUUGCUGGAAAAAAGAUUUGCACAAAUAUAAUUGAAAAAAAUGCAAACCCUGAGUGGAAUCAAGUCGUUACUCUUCAGAUCAAGUUUCCUUCAGUGUGUGAAAAAAUAAAACUAACAAUAUAUGACUGCUUGCUGACUGAGGCCGACGCGGGUCACACGGAGUUCACGGAUGAAGUGUACCAGAACGAGAGUCGCUACCCCGGGGGCGAGUGGAAGCCAGCCGAGGACACCUACACCGAUGCGGUGAGCGGGCUGCUCCCCACGGAGAGCCUCAAACCCUAA
Messenger RNA from Leptonychotes weddellii (Weddell seal), 1452 nucleotides. The record is from RefSeq and is a predicted model, not a curated record. Lineage: Eukaryota; Metazoa; Chordata; Mammalia; Carnivora; Phocidae.